CCACCACCCUGUACUCACUCAUUAGCUUCCUGUUCUGUCAGUCACAGCCGUGCACAACACUCAGAAGGAAACCACCAGACCAGCAGUCACACCGCCAUGGACAGCCAGGCAGGAGGACAGCAGCCCAUGAAAGACUUGAUGUCUAACUCAGGCUGCUUGAUCUCCUGGUUGCUGCUUUGGAUGAUCCUGCCCAUCUAUCCCGUUUUUGCCCAGAAUGUCAACCAGCCCUCCAAUCUGGUGGUGACAGAGAGACAGACUGCCAUCCUCAACUGUUCCAUCUCCACCGUGUUCUUCAAGGGUACAGUCUCUUGGUUUCGAGUAACACAGGAUGGAAAAGAGCAGGUGUACCCCUCAAAAUCAAAUCUACGGUACAAAGACAGGGUCCACCUGGACAGUGAGGCAUUCCGAACAAAUGGCGAGGCCACCAUCACCAUCCUCAAUGUGUCCCAGUCUGACAGCGGGGUCUACAUCUGUCAAAUCCAGGAAGUUAUGGCUCAGAAUAUCCAGGGCAAUGGGACUCUGCUGACUGUGCUAUGUGAGUGA
Messenger RNA from Polypterus senegalus (gray bichir), 543 nucleotides. Its product is annotated as natural cytotoxicity triggering receptor 3-like. The transcript has 3 exons. The coding region runs from base 97 to 543 and encodes 148 amino acids. Gene Ontology annotation, biological process: immune response-activating cell surface receptor signaling pathway; positive regulation of natural killer cell mediated cytotoxicity; natural killer cell activation. The record is from RefSeq and is a predicted model, not a curated record. NCBI's taxonomy places the organism in Eukaryota, Metazoa, Chordata, Cladistia, Polypteriformes, Polypteridae.